GCCUCGUCGAUAUGGAUAUUCCCGCUGAUGACGUUCCUCUCGGGCUUGAUAUUAAAAGAGUAGGGCGAAAAGAGCGCAAGAAACCGCGGGAUAUUAUUCACACUAAAGAAGGAAAACACUAUAGAUUGCUCCAUGGAAUCAAAGUUUCACGAACGCCGGCUACUGUCCCGAACGACAUACCAUUUCCAGCUACAACCUUUCAGAGUAUCACUAGAACAUAUUCGAACUUCAACCAUUUAUUGCUAAGAAAUUUGGCAGAGUUAUCUUUCGUUCUGCCUACUCCUAUCCAAGCUCAGUCUAUUCCCAUAAUGCUUCAGCGUGAUAAUAUCAUCGCAUGUGCUCCCACCGGAUCGGGGAAAACUGCUGCUUAUCUCCUACCACUACUUCAACACUUCAGUGAGCGUUUCCCAUCGUCGAUUGCAGUCGAUACGAAAGCUUUGAACGAUGUAACGGAUACCACAACUCACCUAGCUACCGUCGGAUCCUCUUCUGGAAAGUUGCACAAAAUUGCGUUGUUCGGUCUCAUUUUGGCGCCAACUCAGGAGCUCGUGCGCCAAAUAUGGUCCGAGGCCAUUCGAUUGUCAAAAGGGAUUAGCAGCGAGCAUUUCUUGGCUUGUUUGAGUCGUCGUCACUACGCUCGCCGAGGAAAGAUCGGAGCUGUCAAAUCCAAACAUCAAGAUGGUGUGGUUAAGCGAAACGAAAAACAUCGUGAGCUUCGGCUUCCACGAUCUACCCGUGUCCUCAUCGCCACCCCGAAAAGAAUUGGCUUUUUGCUCUCUCUAGAUGAAAAACUCUGCCCAUUUGAAUUGCAAUCCUUGUUCUGGUUAAUUGUGGACGAGUGUGACAAAAUGUUGGAGGUUGACUUCAGCAGCCGUAAAUGCGGUGUUGCUCGCAGCUUUCGUGAUCAACUCGAUCCCAUCUUCUCUGCAAUACGUAGAGCACAGCGGUCAUCACUCAGUCAGUUCGCUGCUUCAGUGGCACUGUUUUCGGCCACCAUUCCGGAUCAGGUCGCAGAAUGGGCUCGGAUGGAGAUUCCAUCACUGCCCCAGUGUAACGAUGAGGCACCGAGCAACCUGGCAACUGAACUCAGAGGAAGCCUUGUACUGCUUCGCGUUGGAAAACGCAACUCAGCUGUUUCCACUGUGAAACAAGAGCUCCGCUAUUGUGGCACCGAGGAGGGCAAACUUUUGGAAAUCCGUUGUUUGUUGGCCAGGGGCUUGACUUAUCCUUGCCUCAUUUUCAUGGAGUCACGAGAACGGGCUAAAGAGAUUGUGAAAGAAAUUCUGCUCUCUGACUCGAACGUGUUAGCCAAUGUGAUUUCAAGCGACAAAACUGAGGCGCAGCGCUCUGCGAUUAUUCGCGCUUUUCGUGAGGGUCAGCUCAGCGUACUGGUGUGCACUGACCUACUUGGGAGGGGCAUUGACCUCAAGGGAGUAAGAAUGGUGAUCAAUUAUGAUCUUCCGUCCUCCAAGGAAGAAUACAUUCACCGAGUCGGCCGGACAGGAAGGGCGGGUCAAAGCGGCCGAGCCAUGACUUUUUGGACUGACGCAGACUUACCGUAUUUGGGUGCAAUACUCAAAGUGAUGCGCCGGAGCGGGUCGCAAGUGGAUGGCGAGCUAGAACGACUUGUCGCUGAAUGGGAAUUAAGGAAAGCAGAAAUGAUUUUGGGGAAAAAAGGCGGUGCAAAGCAAAGGCGUAACGUUAUAAUCAGUGGCCGCCGAGGAGAACGACGUCUGUUGCACGAUAUAUUGAAAAAGAGAAAAUGUGACCAAACGAAAUGGGAACAAAAUCCUCAGUCUGGUGACAAGAAGUGUUCCGAAGAAAGCGCAGAAAAAUUGAAAUGGCUGAGACGCUGGAACCCGCGUCGAAAACGAAUUAGCGAAUUAUCCGGGGCGAAGCAAAAGAAAACAGAAUGAAAAUAGCGCGAUGUAAUUUAAUCUGUGAAUAUCUGCUGUUUCUACUAGCAUGCACUUGUCCGCUAUCCGUUGUUCUGAUGUUUGGUGCGUAUCGAGACAGAAGGGCAACAUCAUCUGGACAGAAUAAUAAAACUCAUGACUC
Molecule: messenger RNA, 2058 nt
Organism: Dicrocoelium dendriticum
Lineage: Eukaryota; Metazoa; Platyhelminthes; Trematoda; Plagiorchiida; Dicrocoeliidae
Source: the annotation of a GenBank genome assembly